AUUGAAGGAAGCCUCUAGAAUUUUUUUGCUGAAACCCUGGAAGUACGAUUGGGUUUUCACUUCCAGACAAUGAGAACGACUUGAAAUUGACCAGGUCUAUUAACUGGGAUGGCGAGAUCUAAUACUCUAAGAUCUUCAUUAUCAUCUCUGUUAGCCAAAUAAGCAAUGGUGCCAGCAGGGAGUUUGAUUGUAUCUCCUCGCUCAAGUUUGAAGUGUUUCUGUCGUUGGGGUUCAAUACCGUCAGUAUAGCCCUUCACUUAGGACUACAGGAAAGUCGGCAUCAUUGUGUUGUGGAAGAAAGAGGGUGUGAGGUUUUGAGUUAUAUUCUACAGACGGUAGUUUUGGAGGUUCUCAAAUAAUUGAGAACGUUUGUCGAACCUUUGGAGAAGACGAACGUGACCGUUUUCGUUCUUGAAAAGAGUUUGAAAGUUGUUAGACUUGAAGAAAAAUGGAUUCUCCUUAUCAUUUCGCACAAACUGAGGCUAGGAAAACUAUUCAGCAAUACCAAAAGAGGAAAUCGCGCUUUGAUUGCCAUACUGAUGAUUGAAUUUCUCCGCUGGAUUGAUGAUGAGAUAGAGAGGGUUCUUUUAGAAGAGCAAGAGCAAAAGCCAAAACAAAGAAGAGGCCAUAAAGAUAGGCAGCAGAGCCAGAGCCAGAGCCAGCAGGAAGCAGAUGUGAUAGUGAAAAUAUCAAGGGAACAAAUUGAGGAACUAAGCAAAAAUGCCAAAUCAAGCUCUAAAAAAAGUGUAUCUUCUGAGUCUGAGCCAUUCAACUUGAGAAGCCGCAAUCCUAUCUAUUCCAACAAGUAUGGCAACUUCUUUGAGAUCACUCCAGAGAAAAACCCUCAACUCCAAGACUUAGAUAUUUCUCUCAACUCUGUCGAGAUCAAUGAGGGAUCACUUUUGCUACCACACUUCAAUUCAAGAGCCACAGUGAUACUAGUUGUUAAUGAAGGAAAAGGAGAGGUUGAACUUGUGGGAUUAAGAAAUGAGAAUGAACAAGAGAAUAAAAAAGAAGACGAAGAAGAAGAAGAAGAUAGAAAUGUACAAGUACAAAGGUUUCAAUCAAGGUUAUCUUCUGGCGAUGUUGUUGUAAUUCCUGCAAGUCAUCCUUUUUCCAUAAACGCUUCCUCAGAUCUCUUUUUACUUGGAUUUGGUAUUAAUGCUCAAAACAACCAGAGAAACUUCCUUGCAGGGGAGGAGGACAAUGUGAUAAGUCAGAUACAAAGACCAGUGAAAGAAGUUGCAUUCCCCGGAUCUGCUGAAGAGGUUGAUAGACUUCUUAAGAAUCAGAGACAAUCUCAUUUCGCAAAUGCUCAACCUCAACAAAAAGAUGAAGGAAGCCAGAAAAUAAGGAUUCCAUUAUCAUCAAUUUUGGGCGGUUUUUAAUGAGUGAAUGUG
Messenger RNA from Cicer arietinum (chickpea), 1400 nucleotides. Its product is annotated as vicilin-like. The record is from RefSeq and is marked provisional. Lineage: Eukaryota; Viridiplantae; Streptophyta; Magnoliopsida; Fabales; Fabaceae.